ACCUCUGCACUACGUUAUAUGAUGCAACGCCGGAAUCGAGGAAGCCGCGGGUGCACGUUGGGGUGAUAAAGCGACGGCGGUGUCGCGGACUAAUGUCCUUGGAGGUGACCAGAGCGACUGCAGAGAUGGUGCUGGCAGAGCUGUAUGUCUCGGAUCGAGAAGGAAAUGAUGCUACAGGAGAUGGAACCAAGGAGAAACCUUUUAAAACAGGUCUAAAGGCUUUGAUGACAGUAGGAAAAGAACCAUUUCCUACCAUUUAUGUAGAUUCACAAAAAGAGAAUGAGAGGUGGGAUGUUAUUUCUAAAUCACAGAUGAAGAACAUUAAAAAAAUGUGGCACAGGGAACAGAUGAAGAAUGAGUCCCGGGAAAAGAAAGAGGCAGAAGACAAUUUGCGAAGAGAAAAGAACCUGGAAGAAGCAAAGAAGGUCACGAUUAAAAACGAUCCAAGUCUUCCAGCCCCAGAAUGUGUGAAGAUUCAUAAAUUAGAAGGAUACAGAGGUCAAAGAGUAAAGGUGUUUGGCUGGGUCCACAGGCUGCGUAGGCAAGGAAAGAAUUUAAUGUUUCUGGUGCUACGGGAUGGAACAGGUUAUCUUCAGUGUGUCUUAUCGGAUGAGUUGUGUCUGUGUUACAAUGGAGUAGUGUUGUCCACUGAGAGUAGCGUUGCAGUAUAUGGGACGCUGAAUCUUACCCCCAAGGGGAAGCAGGCUCCAGGGGGCCAUGAGCUGAGUUGUGACUUCUGGGAACUGAUUGGGUUGGCCCCUGCUGGCGGCGCUGAUAACGUGAUCAACGAGGAGUCUGAUGUGGACGUCCAGCUCAACAACAGACACAUGAUGAUCCGGGGAGAAAACAUGUCCAAAAUCUUCAAAGCACGGUCCAUGGUCACCAGGUGCUUUCGAGAUCACUUCUUUGAUAGGGGGUACUGUGAAGUCACUCCCCCAACGUUAGUGCAAACUCAAGUGGAAGGGGGUGCAACCCUCUUUAAGCUCGACUAUUUUGGGGAAGAGGCAUUUCUGACGCAGUCUUCUCAGCUGUACUUGGAGACCUGCAUCCCAGCCCUGGGAGAUGUUUUCUGUAUUGCACAGUCGUAUAGGGCAGAACAGUCCAGAACACGAAGGCACCUGGCUGAGUACACUCAUGUGGAGGCCGAGUGCCCUUUCCUGACCUUUGAGGACCUUCUGAACCGACUGGAGGACUUGGUCUGUGAUGUGGUAGACAGAGUCUUGAAAUCACCUGCAGCCAGCAUAGUGUAUGAUCUGAACCCGAACUUCAAACCCCCUAAACGGCCUUUCAAAAGGAUGAACUAUUCAGAUGCUAUAGUAUGGCUGAAAGAACACAAUAUAAAGAAAGAAGACGGAACUUUCUAUGAAUUUGGGGAAGAUAUCCCAGAAGCUCCUGAGAGACUGAUGACAGACACCAUUAAUGAACCAAUCUUGCUGUGUCGAUUUCCUGUGGAGAUCAAGUCCUUCUAUAUGCAGCGAUGUCCUGAGGAUUCCCGUCUUACUGAAUCUGUGGACGUGCUGAUGCCCAAUGUUGGUGAGAUUGUGGGAGGCUCCAUGCGUAUCUGGGAUAGUGAAGAAAUGUUGGCUGGUUAUAAAAGGGAAGGGAUUGACCCCACCCCCUACUACUGGUAUACAGAUCAGAGAAAAUACGGGACCUGUCCUCAUGGAGGAUAUGGCUUGGGGUUGGAACGAUUCUUAACUUGGAUUCUGAAUAGGUAUCACAUCCGAGAUGUAUGCUUAUACCCUCGAUUUGUCCAGCGCUGCAAGCCCUAACAGAUUCCUCCUGAAACGUGAAGGGAAGAAUAUGGUUCAGGAUAGGAACAGGCUGCCUCUUUAAAACAAAUUAUUAAAGCCAAAAUACUCCCUUUUCUGUUCCAGUGGGGUACAAUUGUUUUCUUUCUUUUUUUUUUUUUUAAUUAUUGCCAUAAAAAGUAGCCCAAAUUACUUGACUGUCACAUGACAUUGAUGUUUUCAUUUUAAGAAAAAAUAAUUACUACAAAGUUGGGAGAAACUAUGUGGCAUGUAAUUAUAGUUAUGGAUACAUUUCUGCAUUUUUAUCCAAUUUUGUUUUAUAUAUACCAUAUAUAUAAACAGUUUUUAAUUAUAGUCUGAGACAUUCCAGUAACUUAAUCUUCCUGUCCUUUUAAGUGUAACUGGAAGUCUUUAAUUUAUAUCAUUUUAUUGUAUCAAUGAGCUAAAACAAACAUCUUGGGAGAAAAUUGACAACAUAGUAUAAAACUGCUAGCAUUAGAAGUGUAAUUUGGCAGUAGAUACUGGAAUUACGUGAACACAGCCUUUUGCUAGUUAUUAAUCUUUUCUACAUCCAUGUAGCUGCUUAUAGGCACACAGAUGAAUGUGAAAGAAUGUAUAAAAGUACUUUGCUUUAAACAAUUUGAAUUAAGAGGAUAAUUUUUGGAAGGGGUGCUUAAAUGAUUCAUAGUAACUAUCUUCGUGUUGGUUUAACUAAAGAGGCAGACUGAUCUUUCUCUUUCCUGGUAAUUCCUAAGUAAUUAAGAGUAAAUAAGCUCCAAAAGAAUUUGCAGCUGGAAUGUUAAUAACAACUAUAAAUGACUGUUUGAGUCGCCUCUACCAUGUCCUUAGAUCUAAUCCGUGCUACCUUAUUAACUCACAGCAGGCUUAUUGAAUGGCUUCAUUUCAGAUUUGGUUAAUUUCUCCCCACAUGCAUGUCAUGUAUUCUCAAUAGGCUGUAUUCCCAGUAAUCAAUAAAUGAACACAUGUAAAAAUUCA
Messenger RNA from Tupaia belangeri chinensis (Chinese tree shrew), 2747 nucleotides. It is a transcript of the gene NARS1, whose product is annotated as asparaginyl-tRNA synthetase 1. The coding region runs from base 93 to 1772 and encodes 559 amino acids. The record is from RefSeq and is a predicted model, not a curated record. Gene Ontology annotation, cellular component: cytoplasm. Gene Ontology annotation, molecular function: nucleic acid binding; asparagine-tRNA ligase activity; ATP binding. The transcript is spliced from 15 exons. Gene Ontology annotation, biological process: asparaginyl-tRNA aminoacylation. NCBI's taxonomy places the organism in Eukaryota, Metazoa, Chordata, Mammalia, Scandentia, Tupaiidae.